This is a messenger RNA of Acanthisitta chloris (rifleman), 881 nucleotides long. RefSeq names its product caspase 6, apoptosis-related cysteine peptidase (gene CASP6). The annotation marks the transcript as partial. The record is from RefSeq and is a predicted model, not a curated record. Gene Ontology annotation, biological process: apoptotic process; proteolysis. NCBI's taxonomy places the organism in Eukaryota, Metazoa, Chordata, Aves, Passeriformes, Acanthisittidae. The transcript has 7 exons. Gene Ontology annotation, cellular component: cytoplasm.
GCCAAACCCAGUUGGAUAGCAGACCUAUAUUAACCACCUCAGAUGGAAACCAGAACAUCACAGAAGUAGAUGCACUUGAUAUAAGACAAGCACUUGAUCCUGCAGUGCAAUACAAAAUGAACCAUCAAAGAAGAGGAAUUGCAUUAAUCUUCAAUCAUGAGCACUUUUAUUGGCAGUUAAGGCUGUCAGACAGACGUGGGACUUUUGCAGACAGAGACAAUCUGAAACGCAGUUUGACAGACCUUGGGUUUGAAGUGAGACUUUUUGAUGAUCUGACAACAAAAGCUGUGAUGGAACAAAUUUAUGAAGCCUCUAUGGAUGACCACAGUAAUGCUGACUGCUUUGUCUGCGUGUUCCUGAGUCACGGUGAGGAUGAUCACAUUUAUGCAUAUGAUGGCAAAAUCCAAAUUGAGACAGUCAUAGACAUGUUUAGAGGAAACAAGUGCCAGAGUCUGGUAGGAAAACCAAAGAUAUUUAUCAUUCAGGCAUGCCGAGGGGAUAAACAUGAUGAUGCAGUUGUUGCUCAUGAUGCACUGGACAGUGGUGAUGAGUCCCCUGUCAAUGAGACUGAAGUGGAUGCAGCUGGUGUCUAUACUCUGCCUGCUGGUGCAGACUUUAUCAUGUGCUACUCUGUGGCACAAGGCUACUUUUCUCAUCGUGAUACACUACAUGGCUCCUGGUACAUUCAAGAUUUGUGUGAGACACUUAGGACACAUGGAUGUUCCUUGGAGUUCACAGAACUUCUUACUGUUGUUAACAGGAAAGUAUCUUAUCGCAGAGUGGAUAUAUGCAAAGACAUUAACGCUAUAGGAAAAAAGCAGAUUCCUUGUUUUGCCUCAAUGUUAACUAAAAAAUUGUAUUUUCAUCCAAAAUCUAAGUAG